Haliotis rufescens (red abalone) is the source of this 4653-nucleotide messenger RNA. RefSeq lists its product as uncharacterized. NCBI's taxonomy places the organism in Eukaryota, Metazoa, Mollusca, Gastropoda, Lepetellida, Haliotidae. The coding region runs from base 377 to 1342 and encodes 321 amino acids. The transcript is spliced from 4 exons. The record is from RefSeq and is a predicted model, not a curated record.
UGUUUUUUAUCAACUCGUGAGUGAAGUUUGCCACAAGUUGUUACAGCGUUGUGAUUAGCUCGACUGGCGGGGGAUUAUCUGCGUUCAGGGAUAGCGGCAGGAGUUACGUGCUGUGAAAACACUGCCUCCCCUCCUGGAGAGCUGGACGCAGAUGUAGUGAGGGCGAGCGACAGUUAGACAACGACAGUUGUAGACCGUAGACACAAGGGAUAGACUCCCUGGGUUACAAGGAGUGGCCAUUCGGAAUUCUGGGAUCUUACACCGCACAGGAAGUGACAAUAUCUUUCAACACACAUCCAACGUGGACCAGAUAUGAGAAGAAGUUUUCAUUAAUUCUACAUCAUAAUUCCCUUGGAUUCUGCAGUAUUACCUCACCAUGUCUGUGAACGGAGAUUCAGAAUAUGUCCCCUCCCCCCGGCCUCACCCCCGUGUCCGCCCUGAGGCCAUGAGCAAUGCGGAGAGGAACCGUGGUGGGAUAGAGAAGUGGUUUGACUAUUCCGACAACAUCAACAACUACAGCUCCCCACGCCCUGGUGUACGGAACGUAUCGGCUGAAGCGCAGAAAAUAGCUGACAUCAACAAAGGUAGCAUGAAUAAUAUGAUGCAGGGCUACCCUGAUCCGCCAAUCCAGCGACAGAUUCACCCCCGGGGCGUCAGUGGGGAGGCAGCGGAAGUUGCGAACUCCAACAAAGGGGCAGAAAUGAGGAGACUUAUCGAUAACUAUGGCAACCUGGAGGUGUCGGACAGACCGGGGAAGAAGGUGAAGGGCAGUGAUGCUGAGGAGUAUGCAGUCAGGAAUAACGGCACCGUCAAUAACGUGAUGAACAAUUACGGCAACCACCCCAUGUCCCCUGCCCCACCCGCCAAAUUGGGGCUAGGGGGUGAGGAGGUUGCUGUCAAACACAAGGGUGCUGGCAUGGGUCCUCUGCUACGGAUGGAGGAGAAGAGGUCACCAAAAGAUAUCAAGAUCAGCAGUCUUCAUCAGCAGUCUGAAGGGGGCUGGGACGAGAUCCCCCCUCACCACCGCCUGCGCCCCGAGGCCGAGCAGAUCGCCAGCAAGAACUCCAUGGACAGCAUGGGGGACAUAAUGGCCAUGGCCGUGUCACCAGGAGGACAGUCGCCAGGACAGUCACCAGCAAACAAGAAAUCAGUGCCCAAACACAUGAUGACCACUGAAGAUAGGCGUCCCAAGACGUCGCCAGUGCGUACCCGGCCAGAAGCCAUGCAGAACUACCAGCGGAACCGGAACUGUGAAAUGGCAGCCAUCAUGCGAGGGGAAUCACAGACUUCAACUCCACAAAGGAAAAACAACAGGAUGCUGCAGAGGUCGGAAAACUGGUGAUGACCUUGACCUUUUACACCAACUCUGCAGAGGAAGAACACAGAGGUCGGAGAACUGGUGAUGACCUUGACCUUUGGCACCAAUUCCGUGGGAAAGGUCAUGGUAUUGCCAGUAACACCAGAUCAGAAGAUGUUUGAUGUCGAUAUAAAAAAAUGUUUUAGAUUUAAAUGAAAAAAUGAGAAUUGAUGUAAAAGCAACAGCAACAUGUCCAUGGUCAUUUUCUUAAAAUAUGGAAGACUUUGUAUCUGGUAACUCAGCUGUGUAUAUAUACAAGAUCAGCGAAAUUGCAGAAGAACUGAUUCUGUCUGUGGUUUUUAUGCUCGUUUACUGAGUGAGAGGAGGUGACAGAGUUACCUACGAGUUGUCCAUCAAAGGUUAACACUUAUUAUUGUCUCUGAGAAUCAAGUCUCUUGUACAGAUAAAUUGUAUUGCUCAUGUACAUAUCACACAUGCAACACUGCCCUACAGGACAAGUAGCUUGUCUUGUGUCACACAUGUACUGCUGCCAAGGUGAUGUUUGUGUUCAUCACUGAAGGAUAUCCCACCCUGUUGACAAUAGUGCAAGCUGAAUUCAUUGUGUUGACUGAAGUCAAUGGUGUUCAGAAUUGUGACGUUACAGUGUCAUGAUGAAGUUCAACAGUAAGCUGGUGUCAUCCCGGUGUCAGUGUUGCUCUGAGUGCGCUUCAUGAAGCAUGGCCCACACGCACAAAGGUAGCGUAGUGCUACAUCAAUCUUAAGUCUAUGUUAGAGUAUUGGAGUUACGAUCAUUGUAGGGCUAAGAUCACUUUGGGUAAGAAGGCCCGGCACAGCUAGUGCUGCAGCGGUUUCAUAAGACCCAAGGUAGCAGACACAAUGAUCACAUGACCUGAUGCAAAACUGCUCAUUCUCCAAUUUUCUUGAGUCUUUCACACAAACCAUUUUUAUUUUCCAAUUUUGGAAGUCAGUUUUAAAUGCUUUGAGCAGAUCUCCCAAGAACUGCUGUCUAAAGCUUGCAUUUACAUUGUCAGUGGCAAUAGAGCGCCUGUUAUACGGAAAUAUCGAAUGCUACAAGGCAGAGUUGUUUCCCCUGUGUAAGGAACUGACUUCCAGAUGUGUCAGCACUUGCAGAUGUACACAUCAGUUUAAGCUGCACAGGGCUGUACAGCUAAAUGAGCUCGCCAGUUCUCAAGAGCAAUCAUUUUCAGACCCUAAAAUUGUUUGACUAUAGCCUAGAUUUGCUUUCAUUGUUUUGUUGUAGCCACGUUUGAUGGUAUUUACAGGGAUACAUUUUAGACAAUGCUGCUUGUUUGUUUUAUUCUUGCCAUGAUUACAUUUUAACCUGACCAGAUAUUUAUUUAUAGCUUUUUAAGUAUUUUGGGUUAAGGAAAUCAGUUUUACUAGGUUAUCAUGAUCGAUUGGCAUGUUUUCUUCCAAACUGCCAAUUCUUGUUUACAAGAUCUAUCUGUCAGAUGGUACAAUAUCACUGGUGACACUUAAAUAGAAAAUAAACCAGGGAUAGAAAAUAGGAUUUUGAUCUGUAGGAAUGUACGAUUGUGUCAGUGCAAAGAAUGGUAAUGAUCUAGGAUCUCUGCAAGUGAAAGUCAAGUAACAUAUCAGUAUAUUAUGUGUGAGUUGUGAUGGGUUGUUAGGUGUACUCCCACGUUGUGAAUGUAUUUGUAUCUACUGGUGACUGGUUGUGGAGGAGGUUGAGUGUACAAUAACUAGCUGGAGGGGUGGAUUCCAUACUACUAGUCAGGAGCGUGAACUUAGGGCAACCAGUGCAGCACUCUGCUGCCACAGUUCCUGGAGGCAAUGCUCAAAUUAAAAUGUUCAGCAAACUUGUCGAGUUAUCUGCAGAUUUCGUAUGUGGAUAAAUCUGUAUUUGCAGUACCAUAUUCGACGUAAUAAGGGCCCAGGGCACUCACAAAAUUAGAAAUAGGGGGAUCUUACGCUCGUAUUUAUAAGAAUAUUAUAUUGGUGAAAAAAAAAAAAGUUGAAAGAUCGUAUAUUUUGUGGUUUGUGCUGACAGCCUGAAAUGUUUAUAUACGACAGAUAUAUUUUCCAGUAUUUAAUUGCCCAUAAUUUAGGGUGCAUAUAACACAAGAGUGGUAUUAUACACGAAUAAAUAAGUCUUGUGUACAUUGAUCAAUCGGAUAAGGUGCUAAUUGGGAUUGUUCAGUAGCCAAUGUAUUAGCAAAUAUUGCCGUGAGCGCUUAUUAGUGUUGGGUGCUUAUUACGUCGAAUAUGGUAUUUUUAUUUCAUAAGUAUCAAUAUAGUAGUUGUGUCGCAGCUUGAUGAUAAAUUGUUUGGUCACAGACUUUUAUAACUUAUAUAGAUCUGUGGUCUGGUGUAAGUUUUUAUAUCACAUGCUUGUGUAUGCAUUGAAUUUGAAUUUGAAAUAGUUGUCAAGUGUCGAAGAACAUGGGGGUGGGGGUGGAGUCGGGGUGUUUGCUGUGCAUGUAGGUUCAGGAAGACUGCAGGUGAAUGCAUCUGGUGAGCCAUGCAAGCCCUGGGUUCUGUCAGUGUACGGUCUGCCCACUGUACAACGGAGGGGACUGCUGCAGUAUACGUGUAUUAGGUUCUUAUCAAUACACACUAGUAUGUUUAUCUGGAUGUUCUAAUUAAAGAGGGAAUCAGAAAUGAAUGUUGUUCAAUAUUUGUCCAUGAAAACUACACUGUACAGUAAAAUGUUUAUAUGGCACAGGGUCCCUGUGGUUUAAGCUGCCGAAAAUUGCGGUGUAGAGUUGCUUUCCUUAGCCAUGCCAGGAUCAGCGGAAGUGGGUACAAGCAAGAUUCACCCCAAUUAUGAUUCUUGGUCAGUCAGCACAACUCCUUCUCAUGGGCAUCACCAAAUCACCAGUGCCAUACUUCAGUGCCUUACUUGAUUUCUUCGUCCAUUGCAACAAACCACCGUAUAUAUUUUUGUGAUUCUACAAUAUAUUACUCAGCGGUACACAUAUGGUCACAUGGUUGUCUUGUCAUUUUAACUAGUUGUCUGAAUGUCCAUUUAGGUUUUUGUUUCAACAACGGUUGUAUUUAGUAAUGUGAACAACACUUGUUACUUAUAAACACAAAUGCUGCCUUACUAAACUAUUGCACCUAAACAGCCUUAGCUAUGGCUGUGUUCAAUGUGUUAAUUGACUUGCAUCAAAGUUUUUCUGAAGUUUGUAUGUUUUCAAACACAAUUUCACAGAUUUCUUAGUGUUGCUGUUAAAUAUGAUUGUAUCGUUGUGAGCUGAUGUUACUUCAAAACAAGUAACAGUUUGAAACUUAUUCCACGGUUGUAUAAAGGUAAGGAUCACAUACAUGAAUUAAAAAUAUAUUCUGACAAA